Messenger RNA from Chondrus crispus (carragheen), 1230 nucleotides. RefSeq lists its product as hypothetical. Gene Ontology annotation, biological process: mitochondrial respiratory chain complex IV assembly; protein insertion into mitochondrial inner membrane from matrix. The coding region runs from base 1 to 1230 and encodes 409 amino acids. The transcript has a single exon. Gene Ontology annotation, molecular function: membrane insertase activity. The record is from RefSeq and is a predicted model, not a curated record. Lineage: Eukaryota; Rhodophyta; Florideophyceae; Gigartinales; Gigartinaceae. Gene Ontology annotation, cellular component: mitochondrial inner membrane.
AUGAACCACGCGAUUCUACGUCAACUUCCACGACUAGCCGCUUCGGUGAUCAGGCCGAGGUCCUCCGCCUUCGCCGCUCAUCGGCCAGCAGCGACACGGUUCUUUUCAUCGACCCCUGCUCGAAAUGUUGAAAGCCCUGGGGCUUCGAAAGGCCUGGGUAUACCGCCGAUCGAACCACCGACGAAGGCGCCGGAGCCUCUCACCUCUACACCGCUGAUUACAGACUCCGCAGGUAGCGCGGAGGUGAUUACCGCUGCCUCCGAUGCCGCACCCUCCCUUACUGACGUCGCCACCUCUGCUGAUGCCAUUGCAGUCGAGGCUGUAGCACCAUGGUCUGAUACUCUGCUCCAGCCUGCCGUCGCUCUUCUGCAUACCGUACAUGACGUGACAGGUCUGCCUUGGUGGCUAGCAAUCGGAGUGUCUACGAUUGCAAUCCGUUCACUUUUGCUCCCCGCAACUCUCAUGACUAUGCGGAAUUCCGCGCGAAUGACCGCUUUGAAGCCUGACAUUGAAGAAAGGAGAAAUGUUGUAAUGGAGGCCGUUCGUUCAGGCGAUCGUCCGCUCGCUGCAAAGCGUCAAAAGGAGAUGCAAGACUUCAUGCGCAACGCCGGAGCAACUCCGCUGAAAGUGCUUGCAGGACCUUUGGUACAAUUCCCCGUCUUUAUUUCGUUUUUCGUUGGACUAAAGCGGCUCUCUCAGUCGGAUCCUACGUUUGCAACUGAAGGGGCAAUGUGGUUUAUUGACCUCUCUUCGAAAGACCCAAUGUUUGUUCUCCCCGUGGUAUGUGGUGCAUCGCUCCUUGCCAUGACAGAACUGGGUGGGGACACAGGGUCGACUCAAAUGAGUAAGGAAAUGCGCUUGGGAAUGAGGUGUAUUGCAGCUUUGUCAGUGCCAAUGACAUAUUGGUUUCCAACAGCUGUGUUCUGUUACUGGAUUCCCAACAAUGUGUUUUCUAUUAUGUUGGGAGCGGCGUUGCGAACAAAGCCGACUCGGCAAAUGUUAGGGCUGAACGUGGAUGUAUCCAAAAUCCCCGGAACAAAAGCAGCAAGAGCACUAGAAGCAAAGCUGGCCGCGGAAGGGAAGGGCACGCUAUCGCCUCAGAUUUUAGAUCCGACUUUAGCGGUGGCAAGCUAUGCGAGAAGCUCUUCAGUGGUACCAAAUGCACAGACUGUGAAACCGGUCUUGCUCAAGCGGAGACCCAAAAAGAAAGUGAAAGCCACCAUAGACUAA